Molecule: messenger RNA, 1183 nt
Organism: Corylus avellana
Lineage: Eukaryota; Viridiplantae; Streptophyta; Magnoliopsida; Fagales; Betulaceae
Gene: TET2
Product: tetraspanin2
Biological process (GO): auxin-activated signaling pathway
Cellular component (GO): membrane
Source: RefSeq, a predicted model, not a curated record
AAGUCAAAAAAGAAAACUUUUUCGGCUGUAUCGUUUACCUUCCAACCACUUUCCCUUGCAUACUCCAACCCACCAGAUCCUCAUAUCUCACACUCUCCAAUUCUCAGUGUGAGCCAUGGGAGUGAGCAACAAAUUGACAGCAAUCCUCAACUUCGUGGCCAUCCUGGCCGCUAUCCCAAUCAUCGCCUCCGGCAUAUGGCUAGCCAACAAGGCCGACAACGAGUGCACCCACUACUUCCGGUGGCCCGUCGUCAUCCUCGGUGUGCUCAUCCUCCUCGUUGCCCUCGCCGGCUUCGUCGGCGCCUACUGGAACCGCCAGGGCCUUCUGGCGUUCUACCUCUGUUGCAUGGCCAUCCUCAUCGGCCUCCUCCUCAUCCUCCUCGUUUUCGCCUUCAUCGUCACGCGCCCCAACGGCGCCUACUCCGUCCCCGGCCGAGCCUACAAAGAGUACCGCCUCGACGGCUUUUCAGAGUGGCUCAGAGACCACAUCACCAACUCCGCCAAUUGGGACAAGAUUAGGACCUGUUUAGCUGAGUCUGACGUUUGCGCUAAGCUUACCCAGAAUUACAUCUCCGCCGAUCAGUUCUUCGCCGCUCAUAUCUCUCCUCUUCAGGCAAGAUGCUGUAAACCUCCAACAGCUUGUGGGUACGGUUAUGUGAACCCAACAUUGUGGGUAAACCCGGCGAACCCGGUGGCUGACCCGGACUGCCUCUUGUGGAACAAUGACCAGACCCUACUGUGCUACAAUUGCAACUCUUGCAAGGCUGGUCUAUUGGGGAACCUGAGAAAAGAAUGGAGAAAAAUCAAUGUGAUUCUCAUUGUUGCUGUGGUUGUGCUGAUAUGGGUCUACCUCAUUGCCUGCAGUGCCUUCAAGAAUGCACAAACAGAGGACCUCUUUCGCCGCUACAAACAGGGCUGGGUUUGAUCUUCUUCGGUUGGAUUCAGAUUUUCAACAAUUUUUUGUCCUGUUGUCCAAAUUAUUAGCAAUCCGGACACCAAAAUUGCUGGGGUCUCUGUUUGUAUUGGUUCGUGUUCUUUCUUAUCCUUUGAUGAGAGUGUCUUUGUGACUAGUGUAUAUAUUCCUCUGUUGUUUUCUAUCUAGCAAGAAGAUAGACAGUUCUGAAAGCAAUUGCUGCAAAAGGAGUUUUCAGAUUAUUCUGACUACUGGCUCUGUGUUAAGAAA